AUGGCAACAAUAACUGGCAAAAAUUAUUGUGUUAAAUGCAAAAAACCAAAAACUACUGUGAAAUGUAGUGGAUGUUCUCAAGAUUUUUGUUUUGAUCAUAUUAGUGAACAUCGUAAUGAAUUAAGCGAGCAAUUAGGUAGAACUGAAGAUCAAUAUAAUGAGCUCAGAAUUGAAAUCGACGAAAAAAAAAUCGAACCACAAAAACAUGAACUAAUGAAAAAAAUCGAUGAAUGGGAACGUGAAUCAAUUGAAAAGAUUCGACAAGUGGCCAAUGAAGUUCGCCAUAAACUCUUAUCGUGUAUCAUCACAUUUGUUGACAAUAUCGAUUUGAAAUUGAAAGAAUUGAGUAAACAACUAAUUCAUUAUCGUAAAGAAAAUGAUUUUGCAGAUCCAGACAUUCAGUUUUUGAAUGAACAACUUAAACGAUUAAAAGACAUUCUUAACAAUCCACCAAAUAUCAAAAUUGAACAUGAUUCAACAUCUUUCAUCGAUAAAAUUCGUCUUACAAUGAAAGCUUCAUUACUAUGCAGUGAAAAUUUAAAUGUCAAUGUAAAUUGGGUACAGAAUGGGAUCACUGUUGCUGGAGGAAAUGGAUACGGUAGUGGAAUGAAUCAGAUCUACAAUUCAUGGGGUUUGUGUGUUGAUGAUGACCAAACUAUUUACAUUGCUGAUUACUGGAAUCAUCGUAUGGUUGAAUGGAAAUUUGGUGCAACGACUGGUCGUGUUGUAGCCGGUGGAAAUGGAGAAGGAAACCGAUCUGAUCAGUUGAGUUAUCCGACAGAUGUGAUUAUUGAUAAAAAAAUAGAUAGUCUUAUCGUUUGUGAUUAUGUUAAUAAAAGAGUAGUCCGAUGGCCUCGUCAAAACGAUACAUAUGGAGAAACAGUUGUCUCAAACAUUGGAUGUUGGGGGUUGGCAAUGGACGAUGAUGGAUUUAUCUAUGUUGCUGAUUAUGAUAAACAUGCAGUUAGACGGUAUCGAAUCGGAGAAAACCAAGGAACAAUCGUUGCAGGUGGAAAUGGACAAGGAAAUCGUCUUGAUCAGUUGAAUUGUCCGAGAUACGUAUUCAUCGAUCGAGAUCAUUCAAUUUACGUAUCAGAUUAUGGCAACCAUCGUGUAAUGAAGUGGAUGAAAGGUGCAAAACAAGGUAUUGUGGUAGCUGGGGGUCAAGGUCAAGGAAAUAGUCUUACACAAUUAUCAUGUCCUUUCGGAAUCGUCGUAGAUCGGUUAGGUACUGUCUAUGUGGCUGACUAUGGGAAUCAUCGAAUAAUGUGUUGGUCUCAAGGAGCAACACAAGCGAAUGCCGUUCUUGGAGGAAAUGGUAGAGGAAGCCAAUCGAAUCAAUUCUAUGGUCCCAUUGGUUUGUCAUUUGAUCGAGAGGGCAAUCUCUAUGUGAGUGACAAUGGAAAUAAUCGAAUACAAAAGUUCAGCAUUGAUCGAAGUUGA
Messenger RNA from Rotaria sp. Silwood2, 1443 nucleotides. Lineage: Eukaryota; Metazoa; Rotifera; Eurotatoria; Philodinida; Philodinidae. The record is from the annotation of a GenBank genome assembly.